AUGGAAUAUGUUUUUCCGAAUGUGUACGAAUACAUGAACGAUUUAACGCAGAACGAAAGUAAAAUAGUGGACGAAUUCUUUCAGUUAGCCGUCUACGAUCCGUGCUUAGGAAGCCGUACCGUGGCAUACGAGGGUCAUCAAUACGAUUAUAAGAUUUUUGCCAAUGGUUCUAUUUAUAUCCCUUAUUAUGCAACAUUAAUUGAAUCGACAUCAUAUUGCUUUACUAUUAUUUUGGAAAGGGGAAAUACGUUUGAAAUAACUUUCUGUUCAGAUCUAAAGGAACUUUACAGAAACGCUAUGAAGUACUCACCUGAGUUUCGUUGGAUACAUCGUAUGAUUGAUAUACAUUGCAGCUUGAAUUUAGUGGGUAUAUUAUUUUUGGUGGCAGUAUUUCUAGUGUAUUCCAUAUUACCAGAACUCCGAAAUGAACACGGCUUCAUGUUGCGCAAUUACUGUGCAUGUUUAUCCAUCACAUUCGUGAUUGAUACAGUCAAAGUUUUACAUUUGAAAGAGGAACCGACAUACAUCCGUCCCGUCUGUAUUACAAUUGCCUUUUUAAGAUAUUUUUGGUUUAUGUCGAGUUCCUUUUGGCUAAGUAUCAUGAGCUUUAAUAUGUGGCGGACAUUCAGAGAAUUUUCUUCGCUACAAAGGAACGUCAAAGGAAUUAUACAAUCAGGAAAAAAAAAGUUGGUGUAUUAUGCUAUUUUUGCGUACGGAUGUCCAUUUGUAUUUGCAAUUGUUUGUGUCAUUGUUGCGGAUUAUUUAUCCGAGUAUUUACCAAAAAAUUUGAGACCAGAAUUCGUAGAAGGAUCUUGCUGGUACUCUAGUCAACAUUUUGAAGCGUAUAUAUUUUAUUAUUACUGGAUCAGUACUACCUGUAUUGUUAGUAGCAUUUGCUUAUCCAUUUCUUCGUCUCGAAAUAUCAAACAAUGUGAAAAGGAUGCAAAUUUUCGUCUAACAGAUUCGGAAAGCAGGCAGUAUAAUCAAAAUAAGAAAUGGUUUAAUCUAUAUAUGAAGUUUUUUAUCAUAUUGUUUAUCACUAUGGGUAUAAAUUGGAUUUUGUAUACAGUUGGAUGGCACUUAUAUACAAUACAAUUAUAUUAUUAUUGUUUUUGCAUUAAUAUUGCUAAUGCUUUGUUAAAUGUAACAGA
Messenger RNA from Nylanderia fulva, 1151 nucleotides. The record is from RefSeq and is a predicted model, not a curated record. NCBI's taxonomy places the organism in Eukaryota, Metazoa, Arthropoda, Insecta, Hymenoptera, Formicidae.